ACCUCAGAUUCCAUCUCUGUCAACAGUUCGCACCAGCACAAAGGUAUUUUUGUCUGUGGCACCGCGCUGCGCUCGGUCAGUAGUGACUUUCUAGCAGCAGUGUGUGCGUCAGCGACAGUACCUCACUUUCGUUCGUGUACGAAGUCUUUUUAGUUAUGGAACACCUCAAUCAGUUAAUUCAGGACAACCCAGUGCUGUACAGCACCAGUCAUCCAGACUACAUGCGGAAUAAAUUGAAGGACGAAAUAUGGAAGAAGGUCGCAGGGGAAUUACAUUACAGCAACUUACUGGAGGACAGUAUGUCAGCUACAUCGCCUUCGCCUAGAAGAAUUUGGAGCGACAUAUGGUACCAUUUUACCAAAAUGGAAAAAAAGGGAAAAUGCUGUUACUGCCAGCAGAUAAUUUCCAUUUCCUCUGGCUCCAAUUCAAACCUGAAGAGACAUCUAAAAUCGAAGCAUCCAACAAUACCUGCAGAACGGUGUGGGUCAAGAAGCCGAUCAAGAUCGCCAUCAAUGGAUGCAGAAAUUCAAGAAAUCAUUUCUUGCGAAUCUACUUCCACCUCAAAUGAAGGGGAAACAGCGAAAGAAAAUUGGAGAAAACUUAGGGAUUGUCAUGGAGAUGUCCUCCGUAGACAGAAAAAAAGAGUGGCAAGCAUCGACCUCAAUCCGCCCAAGGCUGUACCAAAAUCAGAUGAAAUUUUUAGUUCCAUAUAUGGCUAACAGAGGUACAGUAACAGAUAUGAUGGAAGAGGAAAAUGCUACAACUAGCGUUGCAAACGAAGGUGGAGGAGAUGACAUAACAGACACACGGAGGAACGAAACACAAGACGACUUGGGGACGCCGUUGUCAAAGAAGAAGGAGGCAGAUGUCAGUAAAAUCAUUCUUGAAAGUAUUAGCUGCUACGAAGAGAGAGCUAAGAAAAGAGACAUUUUACGUGAAAGAUCAGUUCCUCAAGAAAAUGACGCCUUACACCAAUUUUUCAUGUCUAAAUACCUAUCGACAAAAGAAAUGCCAAAGGCCUACCAAGUGUUGGUAAAGAAAGAAGUGUUUCAGAUAGUAUCUGAAAUGUAGGGAAUUUUAACUAAACCAGUGGCUAAACAUCAUUCAUCAAUAUCAUCAUGCAGCACAGAAAAUAGUUCGUCUACCACGUCAAUAUCUGACUCUCCUGGUAGUUUGAACCUUCAGCACCACAUUCAAGAUAAACAGUGUUAUGUUCAUUAUUUUAACAAAUUUACAGAUAGAAAUUGUUUCUCUGAACUUUAAUGAAUAGAGAAAAAAUAUUUCAAUUGCAUACUUUAAACAUACAGCUAAUUUUUCUUCUGCAGGUAUGGGCUUCCGCAUGUGACUUGGUUUUCCUUUUAUGUCUUACUCUAUCAAUGUAUGAACCUCUUCAAACUUCCGUCUGUUCAGUCGGAAGCUUUCCGCGAAUACGCGAUCAGGAACUUUCGUAGACAACACGUAUUCGCCAUGUGUUCUUCGCUUUUGCAUGUA
Molecule: messenger RNA, 1491 nt
Organism: Schistocerca gregaria
Lineage: Eukaryota; Metazoa; Arthropoda; Insecta; Orthoptera; Acrididae
Exons: 3
Coding region: 156-719 (187 amino acids)
Molecular function (GO): DNA binding
Source: RefSeq, a predicted model, not a curated record